GUAUGGUUUACGCAUCCAUGCUAUGCUUCCUUCGUUAGACCACAGGGUAGCUGGCGUCCAUCAGGAUGCCGCACUCGCCCUGCACGCAAGCAAACACACGCCACGCCCACAUCAAGGAAAUGGACUCACGUGUGCUUUGUGGUGUGGGUUAGGUAUGGUGUUGUGAUUGACCCCUGCGUCUGCGCUGCGUACCUCUUUGCCCCUGUGUCUGGCCAUUCUGAUGUAGCCGUCAUCGCCCCAUGAUGGACCCCAGCUGAAGCAACACACAGACAACACAGACAGCCACAGACAUAUGCAAGUAUGAGCAGUGUGUGUGUAUGCGUCUUGUCCAUCAAUCUUGUCCAGUCCAGUCCCCACGCACCUGUUCUUGACGAUCCAGUAGUCCUGCCCCUGCUCGUCAGUGCCGUAGCCCACCACCAGCACGCCGUGGUCGAGCUGGUCGCCGCAGGACGCGUCAAACACACCUGAGAUACACACAUGGGCACACAGAUGGGUGGACGAAUGGGUGGGCGGAUGGAUGCCCGUGUGUGUGUGUGGCAGGUACGUACCUGAUUGGUAGAACUGGAAGGGGAGCUGGUCGGCUUCGAUGGCGACGCUGACGGGCCCGUUGGUCGCCACGGCAGCCAUCAGUGCGGCUUCGUUGUCCAUUGGCACGUUCUGCACACACACACACACACGCAACAUGACCUUGCUGUGUCAUUGUGUGGUGUGGUGUAGUGUGGUGUGGUGUGUUGGCUGACUCACCUUGAAGCCCUUGAUGGUAGCUUGUGGUUUGCAGCUGUCUGCCUUGCACUUGUCGUCAGUAGCCUCGUAUGGAUACUCCAUCUCAGAACACAACCCUACACACACACACACACACACACACAAGCGUCCAUCACGAGCACUCUCCGCCCGUGGAUAUCGACAACAGUACCUUUGUUAUCGAUGACGUACUGGAAGGCCUGGUCCAUCUCGCCGCCCGAGCAGCCCUGGUUGCCCUCGAUGCCCGCGCAGUCCACCAGCUGCUGCUCACUGAGGUCGGGCAGACGGCCUGUCUUGGCACACGUCGCACCCUCAAUCGCACCCGUGGUCGAGAAGGCCCAGCAAGAACCGCUGACACAUACAGACAGACAGAAGAGCAUUGGCUGUGGCUGUGCGGUUAACGAGACGUUGAGAGCCUUCGUCUCCCUCUGUGUGUGUGUGUGUAUGUGUGUACCAUUGCGCCUGGUUCUUGACUUCGGUGACGCAUCCCUUCGCCCGCCAGUCGACGUCCUUGGGCAGCGUCGACGGGUGCACGCCCAGCAGGUGCGUCGCAUCCUGACACAAGUGACGAUGAUAUUUCCAGGAUACACAUACUUAGAGCAUAUGUAUGGUUUGUGUGCUCACUGAGACUCACUCACCGUCUUCGUGACGUUGGUUCUCCUGUACCCCACAAACUGCGCCUUGAACUCCUCGUGUGUCAUGUCGGCGAACUGGUUGGCUGCCAACGUGUACCUGAAACCUGAAAGCACCACAAGACACACACACUUCACUCGGUCGGUCGGUGUCUUGCCUGCCACGGCUCACUACCCUCCCUCUUUGUACCCUGUUGGUUGUGGGCGUGAAUGAAGGCCAGGUUCUUCUUGAAAAUGUCGAAGCGGAUCUGCCUCUCCUUCUCGUUGGCGUACACCUUCCCGUGCUCCGUCACGAAGGUGACGAACGCAUCGGAGAACUGCCUCUCGGUGAAGAAGUGCCGCGACGGCCUCUCGUAGAGCUCAGUGUUGAUGAGCGACUCCUGUGCAGGUGGUGCAGAGGGGUAGAAGAAAAAGGCCAGACAGCUGACGGCUGUGAGAGCGGCGAGGGCGGGGAUGAGGGCCUUGCGGACGAGGGCGAGGGUGUGCCGACCCCGGCUGUCUUUGCCGGUCAGGAAGGGCACGUAGUGGGUGGUGGAGCCGGGCAGCGUAUCCAUGACGAAUCUUCAGCCACUCACAAUUCCACACAACCGAAGCACAGCAGGUCAAUCAGAUAUCAGACAAGGGCGAGUGCCUCAAACAAAGCUGGUGCUGUCUUCGUUUCUGUCGUUUCUUCUCUCUCCC
Vitrella brassicaformis is the source of this 2054-nucleotide messenger RNA. The record is from the annotation of a GenBank genome assembly. NCBI's taxonomy places the organism in Eukaryota, Vitrellaceae.